Molecule: messenger RNA, 1473 nt
Organism: Sciurus carolinensis (gray squirrel)
Lineage: Eukaryota; Metazoa; Chordata; Mammalia; Rodentia; Sciuridae
Gene: Ccrl2
Product: C-C motif chemokine receptor like 2
Exons: 3
Coding region: 359-1411 (350 amino acids)
Biological process (GO): immune response; inflammatory response; G protein-coupled receptor signaling pathway
Cellular component (GO): cytoplasm; membrane
Molecular function (GO): chemokine receptor activity
Source: RefSeq, a predicted model, not a curated record
GAUGUCUUGGAGGGUCAGGACCCUCAGGUCUCCACUCCUGGUGACUAAAGACAUGCUCUUCCCCUGGCAGCUGCCACCUAUUCAGAGUGCUGACAUCAGAAGCCAGAGGGGUCUCGGUGCUUCUCAGCACCCUGACGUCACUGGUCAACUAUCACUGGAAGCAGCAGUAGCUUAGUUCCCUUAUCUACCGCUGCAGAAGGACAGCUGUCUAAAGGCCGCGGGGAAAUCAAAGGUCACAAUCAGCCUGCUCAGAAGGAAGCAGUCUUCCCUCUGCCCCAGGAAUUCCCACGGCUCUCCGGAUGGUGGGUCAAGAGCCGGCGCCCCUCCCCCAGGAACUCAGUCAAGUGGCGGCCUGAAAAUGGAUAAUUACACAGCGGCCCCGGAGGAUGACGAGUAUGACGUCUUCAUCGAGGUGGAUCUGAAGAACGACGAGGUGGAACCAUGUGACAGAUUCGUAGCCCAAGUGCUCUCUGCCCAGCAGGUGCUGCAGCUCAGCUGCACCCUCUUUGUGGCCGGUCUCCUGGAAAAUGCCUUGGUUGUGUUUGUCCUGGUCAAAUAUAAAAGACUGAAACAGGUGGAGAAGAUCUAUUUUCUGAACCUGGCCAUUUCCAGUCUGGGUGUCUUGCUCUCCCUGCCCUUCUGGGCUCACACUGCUCUGCAGGGCGGAAGCGUGGAUGAUGCCCUGUGUCGGGUUUUCGCUGGACUCCGCUCGGCGAGUGUGUUCAGUGAGGCACUUUUCAACACCCUCCUGAUGGUGCAAAGGUACGUGGUGAUUUUCCACGUGAGAUGUCCUGCCUCCAAGACAGUGCCGGGCACAGUGAUGACAAGUGUCCUGAUGUGGGUAGUGGCCAUUCUGGUCACUUUGCCUGAAUGUGUGUUUUAUGAACCUCAGAUGGAAUUCCAGAAAUACAAGUGGUGCUCCUUGAGCAGAUCUUACUUUCUGCCAGCUGAUGAAACCUUCUGGAAGCACUUUCUGACCCUGAAGAUGAACAUCUUGGUGCUCGUUUUCCCACUUUUUGUUUUUUUAUUUUGCUACGUGCGAAUGGGAAGACUCCGAAGGUUCAGGGAGAGUCCGUCUGAGUUUUCUAGGCUGGCAUUUGCUGUGACAGCCGUCUUCCUUCUGAUGUGGGCACCCUACAACAUCGCGCUCUUCCUGUCUGCUUUCAAAGAACGCCUCUCCCUGCACGACUGCAAGAGCAGCUACAAGCUGGACACCAGCGUCCAGGUCACAGAGAUCGUGGCCAUUGCCCACUGCUGCGUCACCCCUCUUCUCUAUGUGUUUCUGGACAGGGCAUUUCGGAGAUACCUCUGCAGCCUGUUCCCUUGGUGUAAGGACACCUCGCUUCAACCCAGUGAGGGGUCUGCCCCAGGUACACCAAGGCAAGAUCAAGAAUAUUGCACUGAAAUGUGAACCAGCCAGCACCAACGGCGGAACAAAUAAAUGUGGACUUUCGCUCUUUCCAUUGUUUUGUG